GACGUCACGGCGCACGCCGUCCGGAAGUGCGUGAGCUGCGAUGACUACGAAGGCUGCGGCGGGGCUGAUGUAUAGUUGGUGACUUUGUCCCCAGAUGCUGAGGUGCCUGAAUCCCUGGCGCAGGCCACUACUGAGCUGUAGUUGGAGUAGGCUGUGCCUUUUCAAGCAGUAUCUGUUUACAAUGAAGUUGCAGUCUCCAGAAUUCCAGUCACUGUUCACAGCAGGAUUGAAGAGUCUGACAGAUUUAUUUGUGAAAGAAAAUCAUGAAUUAAGAAUAGCAGGAGGAGCAGUGAGGGAUUUAUUAAGUGGAGUAAAGCCUCAAGAUGUGGAUUUUGCUACCACUGCUACCCCUGCUCAGAUGAAGGAGAUGUUUCAGUCUGCUGGUAUUCGCAUGAUAAACAACAAAGGGGAAAAGCAUGGGACAAUUACUGCCAGGCUUCAUGAAGAAAAUUUUGAAAUUACUACACUGCGGAUUGAUGUUGUCACUGAUGGAAGACACGCUGAGGUAGAAUUCACAACUGAUUGGCAGAAAGAUGCUGAACGCAGAGAUCUCACUAUAAAUUCUAUGUUUUUAGGUUUUGAUGGUACCUUAUUUGACUACUUCAGUGGUUUUGAAGAUUUAAAAAAUAAGAAAGUUAGAUUUGUUGGACAUGCUAAACAGAGGAUACAAGAAGAUUAUCUUCGAAUUUUAAGAUAUUUCCGGUUUUAUGGGAGAAUUGUAGACAAGCCUGGUGACCACGAUCCUGAGACUUUGGAAGCAAUUGCAGAAAAUGCAAAAGGCUUGGCUGGAAUAUCAGGGGAGAGAAUUUGGGUGGAACUGAAAAAAAUUCUUAUUGGUAACCAUGUAAAUCACUUGAUUAACCUCAUCUAUGAUCUUGAUGUGGCUCCUUACAUAGGCUUACCUACUAAUGCAAGUUUAGAAGAAUUUAACAAAGUCAGUAAAAAUGUUGAAGGUUUUUCACCAAAGCCAAUGACUGUCUUGGCCUCAUUAUUCAAAGUACAGGAUGAUGUCACAAAAUUGGAUUUGAGGUUGAAGAUUUCGAAAGAAGAGAAAAACCUUGGUAUAUUUGUAGUUAAAAACAGAAAAGAUUUGGUUAAAGCAGCAGAUAGUUCAGAACCAUUGAAACCCUAUCAAGACUUCAUUAUAGAUUCUAGGGAAUCUGAUGCAACGACCCGUGUGUGUGAACUCCUGAAGUACCAAGGAGAGCAUCGUCUUCUCGAGCAAAUGCAGCAAUGGUGCAUUCCUCCAUUUCCUGUGAGUGGCCAUGACAUCAGAAAAGUAGGCAUUUCUUCGGGAAAAGAAAUUGGGGCUCUGUUGCAGCAGUUACGAGAACAGUGGAAAAAAAGCGGUUACCAAAUGGAGAAAGAUGAACUCCUAAGUUACAUAAAGAAGAGUGAAAAUUGAUGAGAGCUGAUAUUAAAUAGCAGAAAAUUUUUGGUAAAACUAGUUUGUUCGUUUUUUUUCCCUUCCCUCUUAGAUUUAAGAGACUUGAAUAUAUAGCAGAAUAAAAGCCAGCGUAGAGGACCUCUUCAGAUGAGUAAAGGUCUUAUUUUGUGAGAUCUAAUUAUAUUUCAGGCAGUAAACUGAAGUCUACCUCCUCUUAAUUUGAUUUAUAUCACUGAACCCUGUGAUUCUUUUGGAGUAGUUCCUACUGCAAAUAGUACAGUUGUUUUCCCCUGUUGUAAUCUGUCUAGGCUUUCUUCUUUUUUUUUUUGGUGUAGCGUGUUACUGAUUGAUCUUAAAAUGUGGUAACUCGAUAAAAGUGUUUCUUAAUGUUUGUAAUUGAAAUAACUGCAUUAUUUUAUCGUUCUGGAAUCCAGGUAAGAAGUGAAACUUACAAAAGUGUGUUGAUAACACAGUAGUUGACAAAAUGGCCUAUAUAAAAUAAUGAAGACCGGAUGUGUCCCAGGUGGCUGGCAUUCGUACACCCAAAACUUGGUUCUAGCAAGCUGUUUUAGUACAUAGUUGAUACUUUUGUCAUAAUUUAUGCAUGCUAGGCCUGAGAAAGAUUGGCUUGACAGUUACUCUUGAGCCUAUUUUAAUAAACAUUCCCUUUGGAAUUGGAAGAGAAAUGUGUGUGGUAUGUGACAGUAUAUAUCAUUACACAUACACAUAUUCUACAUACUGACGAAUUAAGGUCAGUGUUAACUUUUUAAAGAUGUGGCCUAUAAUGUCCGUGAACAGGCCUGUAUAUGUGGUCUUUUAAUUUCUUUUUUUAAUGUUUCUUUGUUUAUAUUUGAGAGAAAGGGACACAGAAUCCGAAGCAGGCUCCGAGCUGUCAGCACAGAGCCCGACGUGGGGCUCAAACUCAUGAGGUGUGAGAGACGCUUAACCGACUAAGCCACCCAGGUGCCCCUGCACACAUGGUCUUUUAAAGUAAAAGGUUUGAGCUCUAAAUGUUUUCAGUAGGUAAAUGGGUGCAACGUAUUAUUUCAACAUUGUGACAUUUUAUUUUUGUGUAGCCAGACAGGUCAGUAAUUUAAGUCCCACUUAAAAAUAGUGUUAUAUGCUUUUUUUGUUGUUUUUUUUUUAAAUAUCAGAAACUUUUAUUUGCAAGUGUCAGUAAACAAAAUAGAACAUUCUGAGGUUACACCUUUCAGAUGGCAAAAGUAAAAGCAGCGUUCCUUCUCUGUGACUGGUUUCAGUGUAAAGAUGUGCUUUGCUAUUGGAAAUAAGUUUUAGUGUAAGACUGAAGAACUAGUACAGUCCUAUAAACCCAAUGUUCUCAGUAGUAGUAAUAGCUUAGGAAAAAAAACUAUAAUCUUGGCAUAUACUCUUAAAGAACUGACAGCAUUCUUGAGUUGCGUUUCAUUUACUUCCUGUAUAUAAAUAAUGCAGCAUGAGAUUCAGUUGAUGUUUUAAGUCUAGGCAGUCACAGCCAUGGCAUGUUUGGUAAAAGAAAAUAAUAUAUUACAACAUCACAGAUUUUAACAGUCUGCUUUUGGCUGGGCCUCAUACAUUUUCCCCCCUUGGUUGAACUUUUUUCCCCAGUUAAUUUUGUAAAGCAGUGAAGGAAUAUCAAAAUUACACAAAUGUGAAAGGAUCCAAAAAACACUUGAACAUAUAAGCAAAGAGGUAGGUAGCAAAUCAGUCUAUCUAGAACUUCAUCUUAAAUUAUUGGCUUGUGAGUAAAUAUUUUACAUUAUUUAAACAAUGAGGAUGUGUAAUGUCGUUUGCUCUUAAAGUUUACUUACAAUUUUUUUCAAGUUACAUGGAACAAAAUUGCUUACAAAAUAGAGUCACUGUCACUUGGAGCCUUACUGAACAGGGUAUGUUUUAGCAUCCCUGCUCCAUAGUAGUUUAGGUUCAAAUUAAAGAGUAAAUACAUAAGUUACUGUUUUUCACUAACAAAUACAUAAGGAAAUGAACACUUUUUUGGGGCUCAAACUGCAUAUUUUAACUCUUUAAUAUUUUCAAAAUUUACAAAUCAGUAUGAGAGAAACUAAAGAAAAUUAAAGCCUUUCUUCUUUGCCUCUUUCAAAAAGAGGAAUUUCAAAUAUGUUUUCUGCAGGAAACCAUCACUUUCAGUGAGGACUUCAUGUCCUAUCAGGGACAUUCUGGCAAGCCAGAGUAUAAUGGUACCAAGGUACUAAAGUAGAUAUUCCUAAUUUUAAUUUAAAUCUUCAAAUACCAUUUGGAACCUUCCAUGUAAUGUUGCUUUUUACUUAGGUAUGCAUCAAAAGCAGGAAUUUCCAAAGCAGAUCUGAUUUUUAGAAGACCAACUUGAUAAAUAACUUUAUCCCUAAUGUAUUUGUUUACAAGCAAAGUAUUACUUUGUCUGGACUUAUCUCAUCUUCAGUGUCUGGGAUUGUGGGCAACAGAGCAGAUCGAGUCAAACCCCAAAACUUCUGAGGUGACAUGUCUUUUUUGGUGGCUGUAAAUUUCCAUCCAAUAUGGCUUGCACAGAUCCUACACUGGGCGAUAGUCCAGGCAUACCUACAAAAUUAAAGAAAGGUAUCAGGUAAGGAAACACAUUUUUGUAUCCCAAGCUAUCACGGUAAAUCUGUUAGGAAGACAGAGCCAAAUUCUGUAGUUUUGACUGUGCUCUUAAGCUGUGUAAAACUAAUCUUGUUAAUGUGGAUUAACUCACAGGUACUUUUCCCUGGUGGUUUCAUAUUGCAGUCAUGUUAGAAAACACCAACCAACCACCUCCAUAAAUACACUGGUGCCAAGUCAAAAUGGGGGGUGGGAUGGAGAGAGACCUGUAUUUUAGAACUACUCGUCUACAGUAAGAAUGAUUUUGUCAGAAGAGUCAUACUGUAACUAGAAAAAUCAACCAAACCAUUUCUUACUUCCCUAGGGUAUAUCUCUUAAUUCUAGUUUUGUAUCAAAUAAGAUUGGACAGUUCGAGUCGCAUGGUCCUAAGUCCAAAAUGGCAAGUAUAACCACUAAUCCAUACUCAGCUUACCUCUGACUACUUAGACUUUCCUCAGCCUUAAUAGUAUUUUCAACAACCCUAACAAGUUUCCAGGUGGUGCUGUAUCAGGCUUAUACUUUGGAGGCCAUUCAGCAAAACCAGGACUAAAUGGUUUCUGCAUCUGUUUUGUCUAUUACUGCUUGGGAUAUUCUCUGGUUUGACACAUUACGGAAUAUACUAGUUCAGAUACAGUUUUGCUGGGUCCUAAGCCAGCUGAUUUUCAGAAUGAGCUAAAAUGAAAGAGGUCUGGAUUAACUGUAUAGCUAAUUUAAGGAUAACUGCAGUUGCCAACUUUCCAACUAUACAUUUAGUGAGACUAUGCAAAAAUACUGUUACUAGCCAUUCUCAAAACGAACAGCAUUUAAAUAGAAUUAUUCAUCUUAGUGUCUAUUUUCGAUUAUAAUUCUAACAACUCUGCUUAGAACUCUGGAUUUUUCUGCCCAGUUAAGGCAGCAAAACCAAAAAAAAAAAGUAACCACCACCACAUUACCCAGGAAACCAGCUGUGCUCUGUAGAAGGUCGACCUAUCAGAUUCAAGUUGCAAGCCUUAUACACAGUAAGCGUCUCAUGCACGUAUCCAUGAGGAUUCACGUAAGCUGCCAUCGGCCCACAUAACGAUAAACUACAAGAGAGAAUCAGCACAGAAGAUAAGUCAAAGUGGGAAGAAAGAAAUGUCUAAUGAGGUUAUAAGAGGGAACAGCUUAGAAUCCGUUAUGAAAACAGGAGGUUGGCAGUCAGCCCAGUUUCAGUCUACACGUUUGUAAAAUAGGGAGUUAAACUUCAUCUAAAGGAGUCUUUCACAGAGGGAGUACAGUGAAAAUGUCCUUUUGGUCAUCCUUGGGCUGCUGAUUACUCUGUAGACAACAAUUUCUCUAUUGUCCUACACAAUAGUGUCCUAUUUGCAGUAGCAGUACAUGUUCAGAAGCAUGUCCUACUUUACCUUUGGCCCUGACUGUAAGAUACUAGCCUAAAGCAUUCAUGUUAUCCUUAUUCACUAAAAAGAUACACAGAUUUUCAAGCAGGAAUGGGGAAGAAAGGAUUGCCCCCUUAUAAUUGACUUGACCAUGCUGAUUAAUACCUUACAUAACUAUUACUGCUGAGUACCCAAUCAGGAAGGGUAUCUUAACCCCCUCCUAUUUCAUUUGCUGAAAUGACUAAUUUAAUGGAGGGAAAUAUAUGGAGAAUGGAUAUAUAGUCUUGACUAUAAUUCUGUUAUAGGAGUUGGGAAAAUAUAUCCA
Lynx canadensis (Canada lynx) is the source of this 5656-nucleotide messenger RNA. RefSeq names its product tRNA nucleotidyl transferase 1 (gene TRNT1). The transcript is spliced from 8 exons. The coding region runs from base 95 to 1405 and encodes 436 amino acids. Lineage: Eukaryota; Metazoa; Chordata; Mammalia; Carnivora; Felidae. Gene Ontology annotation, biological process: RNA processing. Gene Ontology annotation, molecular function: nucleotidyltransferase activity; RNA binding. The record is from RefSeq and is a predicted model, not a curated record.